UUUAAGAGGGUUUGUUACUAUACAAACUGGGCCCAGUAUAGACCGGGUGAUGGAGCCUACAAGCCUGAAAAUAUCGACCCCUCCCUAUGCACUCACAUCAUGUAUGCUUUCGGUAAACUGGUGGAUGGCCAACUCCUUCCAUUUGAGUGGAAUGACGAAACUUCUGGCUCUAAGGGCAUGUUCGAGAGAGUAACCGAUCUGAAGAAAGUGAACAAAGACUUAAAGGUCAUCCUAUCAGUUGGAGGUUGGAACGCAGGCACGGCAGAGAUGACCAAGAUGCUGGCCACACCACAGAACAGGAAAGCAUUCAUCGAGCAAUCUAUAAAAUACUUGAGGAAGUGGAACUUUGAUGGACUGGACAUGGAUUUUGAAUAUCCGAGAGGUGGGGAUAAGCAGAAGAUGACCGCUUUGAUUCAGGAAAUUCGCGACGCGUACACAAAGGAGAGCCAGUCUUCAGGCAAGCCAGCCAUGCAUCUGAGCAUCGCCAUCCCAGCUAGCAAAGAGAACAUCGAUAAUGCUUACGAACUGCACAAGAUAAAAAAUAACUUGGACUUCAUCGGCAUAAUGUCAUAUGACUAUCACGGAGCCUGGGACCGUGUUACUGGCCACAAUUCACCGUUGAAUGCUAAGGAUAAUCUAGCUCUGGUAAUGCAACAAGAAUUUUGCCAAUGUGUGGCAAGACGUUUCAUGCGUACUUUAGAACCAUCGAAAAUAGUAGUAGGCAUGGCACUCUAUGGCAGGUGUUUUACACUGGCCGAUCCCAAGAACAACGGGCUGGGGGCUCCGGUUACUGGCCCGUGUCCGGCAGGUACAUACACUAGAGAGGGCGGAAUUCUAUCUUACUAUGAAGUAAAGUUUAAGUUGUCAAACGGAAUGAUGCUACAAUCUCCUUAUUUGGUCAGUGGAAAUGUUUGGGUUGGCUAUGAUGACCAGAAGAGUCUUGCCAAAAAAUUGGAAUCUGUGAAAUCAAAAAACUACGGUGGCUGGAUGGUGUGGGAUCUGUCGUUUGAUGAUUUCAGCGGGAAGUUCUGCGAUUCAAAGACUAAAUACCCCCUACUGAGCACUCUCAACUCAAAAGCUGUCGCAAAGUAA
Messenger RNA from Helobdella robusta, 1092 nucleotides. RefSeq lists its product as hypothetical. Gene Ontology annotation, cellular component: extracellular region. The transcript is spliced from 7 exons. The record is from RefSeq and is a predicted model, not a curated record. Lineage: Eukaryota; Metazoa; Annelida; Clitellata; Rhynchobdellida; Glossiphoniidae. Gene Ontology annotation, biological process: carbohydrate metabolic process; chitin catabolic process. Gene Ontology annotation, molecular function: chitinase activity; chitin binding. The annotation marks the transcript as partial.